This is a messenger RNA of Talaromyces marneffei, 1734 nucleotides long. RefSeq lists its product as uncharacterized. Gene Ontology annotation, molecular function: triacylglycerol lipase activity. The record is from RefSeq and is a predicted model, not a curated record. Bases 1 to 1734 code for a protein of 577 amino acids. The transcript is spliced from 4 exons. Gene Ontology annotation, biological process: lipid metabolic process. NCBI's taxonomy places the organism in Eukaryota, Fungi, Ascomycota, Eurotiomycetes, Eurotiales, Trichocomaceae.
AUGCCGCUGCUUACACUCGGCGCCAAACUAUGGAGCUUACUUACAGCAAUCUUUGGCAUGAUACUUGACGUUGUGCAGUUUUGGAAUCAUAGAUGGAUGUUAUGGCUGAGAUCAAGAUCUCCAAAGAAUAAAUUAUCUUAUGCGCUUAGCACAGCGAAUACGUUCGAGGAGUGGGAGGAGACUGCCUUUCGACUCGACGAGUUGCUUAGCGCUGAUUUAUGGCGCCAAAACCCAACAAGCAAACAUUAUGACUACAGACUCAUCCUUCAGAGACUAGAAUCAAUCCUGGGCGCCCGGGAGUCAGAGGAUAUCCUGACUCUGGUCAGCAUUCUUCGCUCCGGCCUGGUUCGCAAUCUUGGUAACAUCACCUCUACGAAACUUUUCAAUCACGCCUAUGCCGGUACAAAACUGUUGAUUGACGACUAUAUUACACAUGUGGCUCUAUCCAUUCAGUACGUCACGUCUCUAGAAACCAUACCUAUGCACGUGAGCGGUUUCACGUCUCAGGCCAAACUGGAAUUGCUACAUGAUACUCGACAGGCGUUUGGCAGAACUACUCUCGUUCUACAGGGUGGUUCUGUCUUUGGGCUAUGUCAUUUGGGUGUUGUCAAGGCAUUGCAUCUUCGAGGUCUUUUACCUCGUAUCAUUACUGGUACUGCCACAGGAGCUUUAGUAGGUGCUCUUGUCGGUGUUCGUACAGAAGACGAACUCUUAGACUUUUUGGACAGUGAUAUCCUCGAAUUUUGUGCAUUUAAUGGUGAAUCCGCAAAGGGGAAAUCGAAAGGGAAUUUGGUAGCAGGCACAAUGCAGAAUGAACGGUCACGAAUUGGUUUUGGCUGGCUGUGGCGAUAUUUUACGGAAGGAAACUUCCUUGAUGAGUCUGUUCUGGAGGAUUGUGUACGGACAUAUGUGGGCGAUAUGACCUUUGAAGAGGCGUAUGCAAAGACAAAGAGGAUAUUGAACAUCACUGUAGCGGCUUCAGGAAAGGGCGCAUUUCCAAAUUUGUUGAAUUAUCUGACGGCACCUAAUGUGCUCAUUCGGUCCGCUGCGCUAGCUUCAAACGUAUCCUCGGGCACACUCUACUGCAAAGACGAGACAGGCGCAAUUGUCCCCUGGCCUCAUACCCAAGACGUCACAUUCCGGUCCUGGCGGCAGGUCAAUCUCAGCGGCCGAGAACUGCCGCUCGCUCGACUCGCCGAGUUGUUUAAUGUCAACCAUUUCAUCGUUUCCCAAACACGGCCAUACAUUGUUCCCUUCCUAUACCCCGACACUCACCCCGGCCAACGACUCAGCAGUCACGCAAGUCUCAACCAACCUCUUAUGCGAUUGAUCAUGCUGGAGAUAAGACACAGAUUAAAACAGCUAGACUACCUCGGAUUCCUACCCAUGAGUCUCCGGCGCCUGCUCAUGGACGAAAAUAUUCCCGGUCCGAGCUUAACCCUCAUUCCAGACCUGACCACGAGCGAUUUCCUCAAACUUCUCCAAGCCCCUUCCAAAGCGGGCCUGGAUUACUGGGUACGUAAAGGUGAGCGGGGCGUGUGGCCCGCUGUCAGCGCCUUAAGAGUAAGGUGCGCAAUUGAGAUUGAGCUGGAUCGAUGCUAUCAGACGGUCCGACGGCGGCGGCGGCGCAGCGACGUCAGUCAGCAGCCGGCUGUUGUUCCUCAUUAUCGACAUGGAGCGAAUGAGGGGGUUCCACGGAAGCGUCGGUCGAUUGGGCUUGAGUCUGUAGAUUAG